Messenger RNA from Sardina pilchardus (European sardine), 2659 nucleotides. RefSeq names its product forkhead box A3 (gene foxa3). Gene Ontology annotation, biological process: anatomical structure morphogenesis; regulation of transcription by RNA polymerase II; cell differentiation. The coding region runs from base 433 to 1815 and encodes 460 amino acids. Gene Ontology annotation, molecular function: DNA-binding transcription factor activity, RNA polymerase II-specific; protein domain specific binding; RNA polymerase II cis-regulatory region sequence-specific DNA binding. Lineage: Eukaryota; Metazoa; Chordata; Actinopteri; Clupeiformes; Clupeidae. The transcript has 2 exons. The record is from RefSeq and is a predicted model, not a curated record.
ACAGUCACCAGCGCUCUUUCGGUCACUCUAUCACCACAGCGCUUAAGAGGAACCGUCACGGAUUUGUACUAAAUAUCUCAAGGGAAUGUCGGCCUAUAUUUUUCCAUCACGUACAUUGUUACUUGACUGAAGAAUUUAGAAGCAAUGGAGAGCUGAAGAAAACAAGUCAUACAAACUUUGUUCGAAUAGCUACAUUUCUUGUUGUAGGCUAAAUAGACAGUCUUCUCUCCCAGGACUGUUAAGUUUUUUAUUCUGCAUUUACGUGGAACUUGGAAUCUCAUAUUGGAUUCUCGUUCAGACUGUUCAUUGGAAGUAAAACAAAAAAGCUUCGAGACUUUGAUUCCCGAACCGAACUAUAGGCCUACAUAUUUUUUUCCCUGCUGGAAGAAUUUUGCUGUGUAGUAAUUUCACCUAUUUAAGGUUUUCUUGGGGAUGUUGAGCUCGGUGAAGAUGGAAUCUCACGACAUAACAGAGUGGAAUGCGUUCUACAGUGAAGCGAGUGAGAUGUACUCUUCUCCCAGUGCCAUGAAUUCCAGUCUGGGCGCCAUGGGAACCAUCAACAGCUACAUCAACCUGAACUCGGCCGGCUCGGCGGCCGCCUCCAUGAACAUGGGCUACCCCAGCCCAGGCCUGAGCAGCAGCCCACUCACCUCAAUGGGCGGUGGGGCCAACCACAUGAGCCUGUCCCCCGUGUCCUCCGCCCUCAACCCCAGCUCCCUCACCCAGCUGGGCUCCCCGGCCUCCUCCCUGGGCCCCCUCUCCCACUACCCCAACAUGGGACAGCAGGUGGGACAGCUGAGCUACGCCUCGCCCAACGCCCUCAGCCGCCCCAAGGACGUGCCCAAGCCCUACCGGCGCUCGCUCACGCACGCCAAGCCGCCGUACUCGUACAUCUCCCUCAUCACCAUGGCCAUCCAGCAGUCCGGCAACAAGAUGCUGACCCUCAACGAGAUCUACCAGUGGAUCAUGGACCUGUUCCCGUACUACCGCGAGAACCAGCAGCGUUGGCAGAACUCCAUCCGCCACUCGCUCUCCUUCAACGACUGCUUCGUCAAGGUGGCCCGCUCGCCCGACAAGCCCGGCAAGGGCUCCUACUGGACCCUGCACCCCAACUCGGGCAACAUGUUCGAGAACGGCUGCUACCUGCGCCGCCAGAAGCGCUUCAAGAUCGAGGACAAGAGCGGCAAGAAGGUCUCCGGGAAGUCUCAGGAAGGCGGCAGCGGCGGCGGCGGCAGUGCCAAGGGGGGUCACGGGGACAGCCUCCAGGAGGACCACAGCCCCGCCAUGGGCUCCGAGGGCGCCGACUCGGCCCACUCGGACAGCUCGCACCCGGGCUCGUCGUCCGAGGACCUCCACCAGCAGCAGCAGCAGCAGCAGAGGAGCCUGGUGCAGCUGGAGUGCCCUCCUCCUCCUCCUCCGCCCUCUGGGGUGCAGGGCUCCCCUGUGGCCAUCCCGUCCUCUGUGUCGUCCUCCAUCGCGGCCGGCGCAGGAGCCCACCUGCACUCCCAGUCUGUAGGGGGCAGCAGCGCGCACCUCCUGCAGGGAGGCAUGCACCUGGACCUCCACAACGACCCCCUCAAGUCCAUGGACCCGCACUACAACUUCAAUCACCCGUUCUCCAUCACCAACCUCAUGUCCAACGAGCAGAAGAUGGACCUCAAGUCCUACCAGGACCAGGUGAUGGCCUACAACGGUUACGCCGCCUCGUCGCCCGUGGCAACCAAACAGAUCUACGACCCCGCGGGGCCCGCCGGGCUAGAUUCUGGUGCUUACUACCAGACCCUGUACAGCAGGUCCGUACUCAACGCCUCCUAACCACAAGGGUCAGUAGGGAGCCUCAAAGGCUCUCACAGGCUCUCAAAUCAAGAACUGAGUGACUUUUUUAAUAAGAGAAAAGAGGAAAAAGGGAUGAAAAAAAACCCCUGCUCUACGGACCUCACAGAGGCCCAAAACAAAAUGGCGGCCGCUACUCUUGUCUGCCCUGUUCACGCCGAGCAUGCGAGAGCUAUCAGCUGAUAACGCACGGCAGUGGCGCCUGUAAAGUCACAGCAAGAAAAGAAAAAAAGAGACUCCCAUGCUGUGACACAUACAGACAGACACAGCCCAACAUGUCCCUUCCACCCCCCCACCCCUCCACCCCCCCUCCUCACCUCCAGCUUCAUACUGGAUUGAUUCUGUUUUGACGCAAGGAACCUCUGGACCCCGUCUCAAAGGAUAGUCAUUCCACACCGUGUUAGUGCAUUUAUAAAAGGACUCAUUCUUGUCCCAGAGCCCUAAUAUCGGGGCCAGGCUGUUUUUUUCUUAAUGGGGAGGGCAUAAGGAAAAGGUCUGUUCGGCAUGUGCGUAGUCUGUAUAUAUGUAGAAAUGAGACGGUAUCUGCAUUUAUUUAUGAAGGGAAAAAUUAAUAUAUCUUGUACAGUGCUGUGAUGUAAAGUUACAAAAAAUGUGAUAAUGGGAUUUGUCUUUUUUUCUCAUGAGAUUGUUUGGAAGGAAAAAAACAUAGUUCAGGUUACUGCUUACAGCAGUUGUUACUGCAUUACAGGGAAAUAUUUGUCUUGCGUUACAGUCUAGUCAUCUUUCUGUUUGUAAACUACAUUUCAUUUCUCUCUCUCUCUCUCUCUUUACCCCUAGAAAAAGAAAUACAACUGUAUAAAGGAUA